Messenger RNA from Ordospora pajunii, 1701 nucleotides. RefSeq lists its product as uncharacterized. NCBI's taxonomy places the organism in Eukaryota, Fungi, Microsporidia, Ordosporidae. The transcript has a single exon. The coding region runs from base 1 to 1701 and encodes 566 amino acids. The record is from RefSeq and is a predicted model, not a curated record.
AUGAAGUUUUCUGUUGAGGAGGCAGAAAAGCUUAGGAGGAUGAUGAGAUCGGCAAGGAAAGAAGAGGAGAUAGCAGAGCUUUCAAGGGAGAUUGAGAAUAAGGAGAUGGUGAUGAUGAACAGUAUUUCUGAAGACUACCUGAAUAUAAUAAGUAAGUGUAGCUCUCUUGAUGUCAUUAGGACUAGGCUGUCUUCUCUGAUGAAGUUGAACAAUGAGUUUGGAAUGGCGGUAUCGGAUGGUGUCUUGCAGUAUAGUGGAGUGAUUAGUGAGAUGGAGGAAAAUGACUUGAUGGAGAGUAGGCUUGAGAUGCUGAUGUGUGAGCUGAAGCGAAUACUUGAGUUUGUUGAGUCAACACUAUAUUAUGAGGAAGUCAACAAGGACGAGCGAGAGGAUGCCGUGUACUACUUCAAGCUGGUGCAGAGUGUUCAAUUGCUCGAGAAGAGCCUUUGCUUAUUCCGGAAGUAUGCGUUUUUUGCAAGUGCAAGCCAGAUAUUUAUGAAGGUGAGGAAUGGAGUAGUAUCACUGAUGAUAAAGGAUGUGGAUCUGUGGGUUGAAUGGGCAAGCAAUAAUGUUAAGCAGGCUGGGGAGGAGAUGGGCGAGAUGUUCAUGAUUGAUCAAAAGCGAGGGCAUAUAUUUGGGGCGCUUGGGUUGCAGCGGGGAUUGUUUGUUAAUAGGAUGCUUCUCUGUGUUCUUCAUGAGUCAAGGCGCCUUGGGGCGGAUUCUGUGAUUAUUGAGAGGAUAAAUGAACGGAGAAGAAAGGGCAUUGAGUACAAUCUUCGGAGAGACGAUCCAAGGAUUGUUAUGGAUGCAGCAGGGUUUGUGCUGUGGAGCCAUUAUCUGACUGGCCUUGACGAUGGAUUUAAGACACACAACAAAACUACUUUUAAGGCACUACUCGAAAAUGAGAUGCUGCAAAGGCCUGAGAACUUCAUGAAGGUGAAGGAUGGGCUUGUUUGCUUAAGAAACCUUGCGAUGUACUUAAUGAUUGAUUCGGAAGACUUGGAUAGGAUUAUCAGUAAUGUUGCAAUUGGGUAUUUUGAAAAGCAAGGGCAUAUUGAAGACGGUGGUUAUGAUACAAAUGAUGCAAGUAUGGUGGGAGAAGCGAUAAAUGUGUUUGUUGAUGAAUGCUAUGGAUUUGUAUCGAAUGUAACACAGCUUUCGAAUGAGCUUGACGAGAUGCUUGGGAAAAAGGUUGAUGAGUAUUUGUGCAAGCUGAUUGAGAGCAAUCUUGAGGAUAUGCAGAAGUUCAGUGAGGUUGCGGCGGCUGUUAGAGGGACGCUGGAGCAUCUAGAGGAGAAGAAUAGCUUUUAUAAAGACGGGGAGUUUAAGUGUGUGGUGCUACUUGAAAAAAACAACAAAAGGUUUGCGAAGGAGGUGCUUGAUGGAAGCAUGAGGAGAGCUGAUGAGCUGUUUGAAGGGAUCUUAAAAAAUAGAGAUUUUGCGAUUUUACUUCUGCAGAUGUUUUCGAAAGCCAAGGAGGCCAAGGUUCCGGAUGAGAUGUGCCUUAAGAUUAAGCAUGACCUGGUGACGCACAUCAACGAUGGAUUUGUAAUGGCUGCGACGAAUGGAAUGUCUCCACAGGACACAAAAAUGGUGAAUGGAUAUCUCUGUAGUUUCUAUGGAUACUUGAAGGGAGCAGAGCCUGAAUUGCAAAAUAUUCUUGAGGAGGCCAUAGAAAUGUAUAAGAACGAAAUAAAGUAA